AAGAAGAUCUUCCAGAACUGAUAAACUUCUUCAGUCUCCUUCGUUUUCAAGUCAAUAUUUGCAUCCAGAAAGAGACACUUGAGGUCAGAUUAUAAAUUAGGGUUCUCCAUGUGUGAUACAGAAGCCUAGUCUAUGAAUCUCCAAUAAACCGGCGUUCAAAUGGAGAAUCCAGUAUUUGCAAGACGCGAUUCCUUAAAGCACAGUUCAUCUUUCAAUUACUAUAAAACAUCUGAAGAAGACAAAAAUAAAUCACAACAACAAUCUUGGAAUAAUGAAGAAUUUGGAAUCAGUGGAAGUGAUAGAAGAUUUGCAUACACUCGUCUACCUUCGUUUCGUCAAUCAGUUGAAACACCACAUACACCAAUCUCCAUCAAUGAUUCGAGUCAUCCAUUACUCUCUCGAAGUGUUUCAGAGAUUGAUAAAACUCCAUUUACUGGAUUUCCCAAAUUCGAAACUAGGGAUAAAGAUGGAGGAAAUCGAUUCUCAAUUUUGAUGCUUUUGUUAUCAGUUUUUCGAAUAAUUAGGUCUGGGAAUAGACCUAUGAAAAGAUUGUUUAUUAUGAUCUCUCUUAAUGUUGCUUACUCUUCUGCGGAAUUAUUUGUUGGGGUUUUCACUGGACGUGUAGGAUUGGUGUCCGAUGCAUUUCAUUUGACAUUCGGUUGUGGACUCUUAACGUUUUCCCUCUUUGCAAUGGCAUCUUCUCGACAGAAGCCUGACGGAGUCUACACUUAUGGGUAUAAGAGGCUAGAAGUGCUAGCUGCCUUUACUAAUGCUCUCUUUCUUUUGUUUCUGUCAUUUUCUUUGGCUGUAGAAGCUCUGCAUGCCUUCAUACAAGAUGAAUCUGAGCACAAGCAUUACUUAAUUAUUUCGGCGGUGACAAAUUUAUUGGUUAACCUACUUGGUGUUUGGUUCUUUCGGAGCUAUGCACGUAUAAAUCUUGUAUACAGGAAACCAGAAGAUAUGAAUUACCAUUCAAUAUGCUUGCAUGUUCUUGCAGAUUCUAUUCGUAGUGCAGGUUUGAUAUUGGCAUCUUGGUUACUGACCCUCGGGGUUAAGAAUGCUGAAGUCCUGUGCUUAGGUCUGGUUUCAGUUACUGUAUUUAUGCUUGUCCAGCCACUCUUUAGAACCACUGGUGGCAUUUUACUUCAAAUGGCACCACCGAACAUACCUUCUUCAGCGUUGAGCAAGUGCCAUAGACAGAUUUCUGCUCUGGAGGACGUCUCUGAAGUCAUUGAAGCCCGGUUUUGGGAAUUGGUACCAGGUCAUGUUGUUGGGUCACUAUCCAUACAGGUGAAAAAGGGUGCAGAUGAUCAUCCAGUGCUACAAUACAUACAUGGUUUGUACCAUGACAUAGGAAUAAAUGACCUGACCAUUCAGACUGAUUGUGUUUAAAGCUUCUUUUUCAUAACCGGCUACUAGAAACAGUUUACUAGACGAAUGUAUUGCUUAUUUUAUUCUUAAAAUUGUUGUAUGCAACUAUGAGCAAUUUUUGUCAUAAUUACAUAUGAGAUGGGUAGAAUUGGAAUCUAUCUUCCCCAGCCAGUCACUUUCUCACUCU
Molecule: messenger RNA, 1558 nt
Organism: Papaver somniferum (opium poppy)
Lineage: Eukaryota; Viridiplantae; Streptophyta; Magnoliopsida; Ranunculales; Papaveraceae
Product: metal tolerance protein C2-like
Exons: 10
Coding region: 160-1392 (410 amino acids)
Biological process (GO): transmembrane transport; intracellular zinc ion homeostasis; zinc ion transport
Cellular component (GO): membrane; Golgi apparatus
Molecular function (GO): zinc ion transmembrane transporter activity
Source: RefSeq, a predicted model, not a curated record